GGCAGGAGGAGUACAAAUAACGUGCAGAUGACGGCAAACAUACUUUAUUUCCACUAAGCUGGUUGAUGUUUGACCCUCCCAUCCAAAACACAGCCAUGGCUCAAGAUCUGGACAUUGAUCACUGGGACUUGGAAUGUGAUUUAAACAACACAGACCAUUACACUGACCUCAAUGGUGUGGACCGGCUGAUAGUAAGGAGGGGGCAAGUGUUCACCAUCAGCUUAUACCUUCGCUCAGGGAGCUACCAACCAGGAAUCAGCUCACUGCAAUGCAUUGCCGAGACAGGUCCUCAACCGUCUGAGCAGUAUGGCACCCGGGCCUCGUUUGGCCUCACUCCCAAAAUUGACUCUACGCGCUGGAGUGCGGCAGUCAUUAGCCCACCAGGAGACACGGUGGCGCUGUCCCUAUGCGCUGCCCCCGAUGCACCCAUAGGACGCUACAUCCUGACCAUGGGACACUCUGCAAAGAUUGACUUCAUCCUGCUAUUUAAUCCUUGGUGUUCAGGAGAUGCUGUAUAUCUGGACAGUAAGGAGAGUUUGGAAGAAUAUGUCUUGUCCCAGGAUGGUAUCAUAUUUCGAGGCAGUGCCAAGUAUCCUAUAGCAACUCCAUGGAAUUUUGGCCAGUUUGAAAGUGGAAUCUUGGAUGUGUGUCUAAGGAUUUUGGAUAUGAAUCCUAAAUGUUUGCGCAAUCCAGGCAAAGAUUGCUCAGGCAGGAGAAAUCCCAUCUAUGUGUCCAGGGUAUUAAGUGCCAUGGUGAAUUGUAACGAUGACAAAGGGGUUUUGCUGGGAAACUGGACAACUGACUUUGAUGGUGGAGUCAGCCCAAUGUCAUGGAAGGGUAGUGUGGAGAUUCUACGUAACUGGGACACACAGGCUUGUCAGCCUGUUCGUUUCGGCCAGUGCUGGGUUUUCGCUGCUGUUGCCUGCUCAAUUUCCAGAGCACUUGGAAUACCAUGCAGGGUUGUCACGAAUUACUACUCAGCCCAUGACGUUAACAGAAACCUGGUGAUCGAACGCUACAUCAAUGAAAAUGGAGAACUCAUUCGAACAAAAGAAAUGAUCUGGAACUAUCACUGUUGGGUGGAGAGCUGGAUGACCAGACCAGACCUAACUGGUUCUGCUUAUAACGGCUGGCAAGUCAGUGACCCCACCCCUCAAGAAAAAAGUGGCGGAGUCUACUGCUGCGGGCCCAUCCCUGUUAAGGCAAUCAAGGAGGGUGAGCUCAUGUACAAGUAUGACGCUCCCUUUGUCUUUGCUGAAGUCAACGCUGACGUCAUCACCUUCAUGAAGAAAAAGGAUGGCAGCACAUCUAAAGUCAACUCUACCCAGCUGGUGGGAAAGAUGAUCAGCACCAAAGGCAUCGGAAGUGACAAAAGAGAGGACAUCACUCAUCUCUACAAGCAUCCCGAAGGCUCUGAUGAGGAGCGUGAGGUCUUCAAGAAGGCUGACCACCAAAACAAGCUACUCCAGCUAAAGGAGAAUGAAGGCUUGAAUGUUACCAUCAAAGUGUCCACCGAGAUGAAAAAGGGCUGCGACUUUGACGUGUACGCUGUGGUUACGAACAAUACACAGAGCGACAGGAAGUGCCGCCUACUCUUCGGAUCCUGUGCUGUGUCCUAUAACGGCUUUCAGGGAGGGAACUGUGGCUUUAAAGAUUUACUCAAUGUUGAGCUGUCACCUGGAGGAGCCAGGAACAUUCCCCUACGGCUCAACUAUUCAAAGUAUGGCGCACAGCUUACUGAGGACAACAUGAUCCGUCUGGCAGCUCUCCUGUUCGACUACUCCACCCAGGAUGCAACGUUAGCAGUGAGAAACAUUGUUCUGGAAAAUCCUGAAAUUAAAGUCCGGAUCCUGGGUGAACCCAAGGAGAAUCGUAAACUGGCGGCCGAGAUCACGCUAAAAAAUCCUCUGCCAGAGCCAUUAGAGGAUUGCUGCUUCAGCAUGGAGGGGGCUAACCUAACUGGAGGAAGAGUAAUCUCUGAAAGGCUAAGCUCCACGGUAGGACCUGGAGAAGACGCCAAAGUGAAAAUAUACUUCACUCCAAGCCACAGUGGCCUGAGAAAGUUGGUGGUUGAUUUUGACAGCAACAAAUUGUGUCACGUCAAGGGCUACAAAAACGUCAUCAUUGGAAAAUAAUCACAUUGUACCGGCGACAACUACUGUUCAGGAGACAAGAGGCAUAUGAGGUCUUCAGUUUAUACAACUUGUGUUUGAAUUAUACGUCAAAUAAAGCACUAUAAUUGUUUUGUUUUAUUCAGUGACAAAGUGUAAUGUGACAGAAUGUUUUAACAUGUGAUAAUAAUUUUAUAUGUACACAUAACCAUUCGAGACAUACUUUUCUUUGUUUAGUCUUCAAAUAAAUGUGAGGACAGAAAAGAUUUUUGGCAUAAUGGUUUCACAAUGCAGUUCCUGUAGUUUUUGAAUGUGUUGUAUUUUCCAUUUGCUUAAAUACUGUAUUUACCAAUUCAGAUUUUGUUUUAUGUUUUACCUUUGUGAUUCCAUGGCACUCUUGACUAACUCUGUAAAAGAUCCAUAUGAAGAAUGGUCUUGGUAAUAGAACACCAAACUAACAACACAUACCGUACUGUACAGUACAGUGAAUGAACUUCACGAACAAAUAAAUAUAUAACAAUAUGUGAAAGCACUGCCCUCUGCUGUCCACGGCUAUAAAAACGUAAUCAACGUUGUUGCUUGUCUAAGGUUUAACUAAGAAUAAAUACAGAUUUCUU
Corythoichthys intestinalis (scribbled pipefish) is the source of this 2728-nucleotide messenger RNA. RefSeq names its product transglutaminase 2b (gene tgm2b). NCBI's taxonomy places the organism in Eukaryota, Metazoa, Chordata, Actinopteri, Syngnathiformes, Syngnathidae. Gene Ontology annotation, cellular component: mitochondrion. Bases 66 to 2135 code for a protein of 689 amino acids. The record is from RefSeq and is a predicted model, not a curated record. Gene Ontology annotation, biological process: peptide cross-linking. The transcript is spliced from 13 exons. Gene Ontology annotation, molecular function: protein-glutamine gamma-glutamyltransferase activity.